GUCUAAUUGCUGAUGUAAUGUUAUUUCCAGGCUCUAAGCGCUAGGUGCAGAGAAGGAGGCGGAUUCCCUUCCCUCGCGCAAACUCAAAGAACACCACGAUCGCUCGCCAGUGGUCCUCUGCGAAAGACAACCACUGUAUGAAACAAAUUCGUGAUGCGCACAGCCUGAGCGCCAGCUCCAUUGUGUCUCUAGCGUCACAUAGCUCCAAGACUAGAGUGUGGUCAAUCACUGCCCGGAACUGCAUUGAGAAAUUUUAACCUGAUUUCUUUUUUACUUCAAGAAAGCCUCACUGUAGAGGUUUGCAGAUUAAAGUAGCUACAUUUGAACUGCGUCUUUACCUAAACAAGCGGUCACAGGACAGAUCACCUCUCUGUAAUCUUUGCUUUCUUGCCAAGGAACAAUGGGGAAACAAAACAGCAAGCUGACCCCCGAAGUCAUGGAGGACCUCGUGAAGAACACAGAAUUUAACGAGCACGAGCUCAAACAGUGGUACAAAGGGUUCCUGAAGGACUGCCCCAGUGGCCGGCUCAACCUCGACGAGUUCCAGCAGCUCUACGUCAAGUUUUUCCCAUAUGGUGAUGCAUCAAAGUUCGCCCAGCACGCGUUCAGAACCUUUGACAAAAACGGUGAUGGCACCAUCGACUUCAGGGAGUUCAUCUGUGCUCUGUCCAUCACAUCCCGAGGCAGCUUCGAGCAGAAGCUCAACUGGGCCUUCAACAUGUACGACCUGGACGGGGAUGGCAAGAUCACGCGGGUGGAAAUGCUGGAGAUCAUAGAGGCGAUUUACAAGAUGGUGGGGACUGUGAUUAUGAUGAAGAUGAACGAGGACGGGUUGACGCCAGAGCAGAGGGUGGACAAGAUCUUCAGCAAGAUGGAUAAGAACAACGACGACCAGAUCUCGCUGGAGGAGUUCAAGGAGGCGGCAAAGAGUGACCCGUCCAUCGUACUGCUCCUACAAUGUGACCUACAGAAAUGAGUGGGCGUGAACACGCCGGGGACUGCACAGAAGAUUAAUGUUCCAUUCAGUUUGCAGCUAUUUCCACUGAAGAUAAAAAAAAAAUGCUUGGACUACCUUUCAAUGGAUCCGCUUCUUGUAUUUGAAACACUUGUGUGCAU
Molecule: messenger RNA, 1116 nt
Organism: Megalops cyprinoides (Indo-Pacific tarpon)
Lineage: Eukaryota; Metazoa; Chordata; Actinopteri; Elopiformes; Megalopidae
Gene: vsnl1a
Product: visinin-like 1a
Exons: 4
Coding region: 401-976 (191 amino acids)
Molecular function (GO): calcium ion binding
Source: RefSeq, a predicted model, not a curated record